AUUGAUGAGCGGGCAAAUCUAGUUAAGCGUUACAACAACUGUAAUGAGGAUAACUGUUUGCCUAUCCGGAGAUUCAUUUUUUCCACUGGAGGUUUCAAAUAGAACGUUAAUAUCGGAACUCAAAAUGCUUAUUGAAGUUGAAAGUGGCAUAUCUGGAGUUGAUUUUGAACUAUCAAGAGAAGGGCAGGUUUUAUGUGUUCAGUCAACUACCAAUAUCGAAAAAGCAGGAAUCAGAGAUGAGGAUCUUCUUUUUGCCGUUCCUAUUCCAAGACGCAACACAAAUGAAUCGAAAAGUGGUGGUUCAUCACAUCCAGUUCCUUUAUUAGAUUUUAAGUCGAUCAAGGUUCCGAGUUCAUCAGGUUCUGGGAUACCUGAAGCUAUUCGCAAGCAUUUUCUGACUGGUGCUUCCCGUCAGAUUUCUAUAUUGGGCGAACGAAAUCCAGAGUUAGCUGCCGUUAUUAAUGACCCAGUUGCCUUUAGAAGGGUUUUUGAAUCACAACAGAGUAUUGCUCGUCAGCAUCGGGAGGAGCUUGAAAACUUGUUGUCUGCAGAUGCUCUAAAUCCAGCAGUUCAAGAAAGGAUAGCUGAGCUUAUAAAACAAAAUAAUAUUGACAUGCAAAUGGAAAGUGCUCUGGAAUAUUAUCCGGAAACAUUUGGCCAAGUUUCAAUGUUAUUUAUCAAUUGUAAAAUUAAAGAUCAAAAUAUUAAAGCAUUUGUUGAUUCUGGAGCACAGAGUACGAUUAUGAGUGAGGAUUGUGCACGACGUUGUAAUUUAGAUUCAUUAAUCGAUAAAAGAUGGGCUGGAAAAGCUUAUGGUGUUGGAACACAAACUAUAAUAGGUCGAGUUCAUAAUGGAUUAAUUGAAAUCGGAGGUAUCUUCAUUCCGGUUUAUUGGAGUGAACAUUGUUUCUAUUCAAUGCUUGUUCUGAUUUCAGUCAAGUUUAUUAUUGUAGUGGAAGACUACAUAAAUAAGCAGAAGAAAAUAACAAUAACUACUGUAAUCAUGUUAGAUGUAUCAAUUAACGAUUAUGUAUCACUUUUACUUACAAAAAAUACGAAAGUGCCUAUUUAUUCCAGUUUACUAAGUGUUCCCAUAAAUGUUUUUCAAAACUAUUUUGUUAUAUAUAGUUUGUAGUUCUUUGAUUAAAAAUCCACUCUCAUAUGUUGUUUAAAUUACGCGCUACUUAAAAUGUCUGAUGUUACUGAUCAUCUGUUUACUUUUGCGUUAUUUUACAACUUACAUAAUCAAUAUUUUUGAUUCAGUGUAUAGUUUUCUAAUUUAUCUUAUUCUAGACGUCUUUCAUUGUACUAAAAGAUCAAUCUAUGGAUCUGCUCAUUGGUUUAGACAUGCUUAAACGUCAUCAAUGUUGCAUUGAUCUUAAGCGUAAUGUUUUAGUCAUUGAUGGACGUAUUGAAGCGCCUUUUCUACCAGAAUCUGAAAUUCCAUUGUCCUUAUCAAAUCCAUCUAUUUUGGAUAAUGAAGAUACAGAUGAAAGGUUUGAUGAAACACAAAAGUUAAAAAUUCAAGUACUUGUUGAUCGUGGUAUUGCUCGUUCCGAAGCAAUAGAUGUAUUACAUCGUCAUCAGUGGGAUUUAGACGCAGCUUUAGCUUCUCAUCUUCACAGCAUGUUUGGUCAAUCCAGAUAAUAAAUUGGAACACCAAUUCCUGACUAUCCGUUUAUUGUUCUUCGUAAUUAAUUUUCCGUUUUUUCUCUGAAAAUGUAUUCAGGGGUUUUGCUAUCAGUCUAUUUUGUUUCUUAUUCAUCUGUAUUAUUUUAUUCUAACUUAUCUAUUAGCCUGUAUGAAUAAAGCAAACAAGUUCAUUUGAUGAUUCCUUCUCGUUUAUACUUCUUGUAUUUUGUUAAAAAACAAUUCUAAGUAAAUUGUUAAAGUUGCCAAUUUUUAAUUGUAUUGUCAAUGCAUGUUAUUUUAUAUUUGUUUCUGUCAACCUAAUAUCAAACUCUCUGUUUUGUAUAUUCUUAUUCUGAACAGAAUGGUUGUAUAGUUCUGAAAUUAUAUUUUUAUCUGUUCUGUAGGAGUUACUGAUUGUUUGAGUUCUAAAUAUACAGAUUUAAAGGUUUAUACCUAGGGGAAUUCAUGUAAGAAAUGGAGAAGUAUCAAAUAUUUGUAAACUUACAAUAAUGAUAUUGCUUUUAAUUGUUAAUCUUACUAAUGAAUCAGUUGAUAAGUCGUUCAAUUUUCAUAAUGUAAGUCUUAUAGUUGAUAUUUGUUUACGAUUAUUGCGAGUAAUAGUGUAAAAAAUAUGAUAAAGUCUUGAUUGUUCUAUUCAGAAUGAUUUGUGCACAACUAACCUGUGGUCUUUAAUUUAUCUAAUCUUUAAAAGCUAUCUUAAUAAACAGAGUACUGGUUAGUGACUAGAAAAAAGUUGUUAAUAGUUUAAUGAUGUCAUUGAAUGCUCGUUACUCUGGAUAGAAAAGUGACUUUUAUAUUUUGACUCAAUGGUCUUUGGGAUUCGAUAUGAGAUAUAAAGGUUUCAAAUUCUUACCUCUGAGCAAGACGAAACAGCUGUCUAAUGCUCCAUUGGUUUUGCUGGUUCUUUAUGAGAUGACAAUUCUUUGUCAAAAUCUUUCCUUACUUUAAUAUUUACGUUUACCUUCUACACUACCGUUUGUCGGAUUUAAGUAGUACGGAGUAUUUGCUUGAAUUUGCUCGAUAUUUAACAGAAAAACGGAAAUGAUUCGACACCACUUAAAUACAC
This is a messenger RNA of Schistosoma rodhaini, 2719 nucleotides long. NCBI's taxonomy places the organism in Eukaryota, Metazoa, Platyhelminthes, Trematoda, Strigeidida, Schistosomatidae. The record is from the annotation of a GenBank genome assembly.